UUUACAGGAUUCAAUAACAGCUGAUUUAACGAUCUUCAAUUCAAUCACAAGCAUCUGAAAGCCAAGACCAAAUGGAAGUCAUGUCUAGAGAAUCUACUUUACAGAGGCAACUGGACGAAACCUGUAAAAACAAAACUGUCGGAUCAAUGAAAGAAGAAUGUCCCCACUUGAAGGCUGAUGAUGACGAUGUCCAAGAACCGAUUAUCAUUAUAUUACUAGUUAAGAAUAUGAAUGACAUAAAAUCAAUUAUGAGUAUUUUUAUUGACAGACAUAUUAAUAUUUUACACAUCGAAAGCAGGAUUGACAAGUUAAAUGUGAAAAAUCAUAUGAAAAAUAUGGAAUUUGAACCAUUGGAAUUGUUAAUCUAUUUUGAAGUUUCACGUAAACAAUCUGAGAGUUUGCUGGAAGAACUGAAAUCUUUCUCAUCUUAUCGUAUUGUUAAAAAUUCUUUAGAGAACUUACCGAGGGCAAAGAAUCCAACUUUAAACGAAAAAGUACCUUGGUUUCCAAGACACAUUUCCGACUUAGAUGAAGUCUCACACAGUGUUCUGAUGUAUGGAAAGGAUUUGGAUGCAGAUCAUCCGGGUUUCAAAGAUGAAGAAUACAGAAAACGUCGAAUGAUGUUUGCUGAAAUAGCUUUUCAGUAUAAAUGGGGUCAACAAAUACCAAUUAUUGAAUAUACAGAAACAGAAAAAAUGACCUGGGGACGUAUAUACCGUGAACUAACUCGCCUGUAUAAAACUACAGCUUGUCAUGAAUUUCAAAGAAAUUUUGCCUUACUUGAAGAGAAAGCCGGAUACAACGAAUUCGAUCUACCUCAGUUACAAGUGGUGUCAGAAUUUUUGAAGGCACGAACAGGAUUUUGUCUCAGACCAGUCGCGGGCUAUCUAUCGGCACGCGAUUUUCUUUCAGGCUUGGCAUUUCGUGUAUUCUAUUGCACUCAAUAUAUACGUCAUCAAGCUGAUCCGUUUUAUACACCUGAGCCUGACUGCUGCCAUGAACUGUUGGGUCAUGUACCUAUGCUAGCUGAUCCAAAGUUUGCACGCUUUUCACAGGAAAUCGGUUUGGCUUCUUUGGGUACCAGUGAUGAAGAAAUAAAGAAAUUAGCUACCUGCUACUUUUUCACUAUUGAAUUUGGUCUUUGUCGACAAGACAACCAACUAAGAGCUUAUGGUGCCGGUUUACUCUCAUCCGUUGCUGAACUACAGUAUGCUUUAAGUGAUAAAGCUGUGGUUAAACCUUUCAUUCCAACGCAAGUUAUAAACGAAGAAUGCCUUGUUACUACUUUUCAAAAUGGUUAUUUUGAAACUGCGUCGUUCGAAGAUGCAACACGUCAAAUGAGGGAAUUUGUACGUACUAUCAAGCGACCAUUCGAUGUGCAUUAUAACCCUUACACACAAAGCAUUGAAAUAAUAAAAACUCCUGAAUCCGUGGCGAAGCUUGUUCAAGAUUUACAAUUUGAACUCACUGCAAUCAACGAAAGUCUUCUAAAAAUAAAUAGAGAAAUCGAAAACCAGAAAUUUAUGUCCAAUGAAAUCACGAUGGAAAAGCGAAAAAACUAGUAUCGCUCUUGAAAGAAUUUAAACACAAUUAUUUAUACGGAAGUAAAUUUUCGCUGAGUCAUCAACAUAUAUUGUAGUCUCAUUAUUAUUGCAGUAGUGUUACUUCAUAUAUUCAUUAACUACUUUGCUUCAAAUUCUUUCGUUGUGUUCCAUUCACACAAUAUUCAACGGAUAAGAUUUGUUGUACGCUUGAUUAUAUCAAUAUUAUAUUUGUUGAAGUUCA
Molecule: messenger RNA, 1785 nt
Organism: Schistosoma turkestanicum
Lineage: Eukaryota; Metazoa; Platyhelminthes; Trematoda; Strigeidida; Schistosomatidae
Source: the annotation of a GenBank genome assembly